Molecule: messenger RNA, 1928 nt
Organism: Oncorhynchus gorbuscha (pink salmon)
Lineage: Eukaryota; Metazoa; Chordata; Actinopteri; Salmoniformes; Salmonidae
Product: E3 ubiquitin/ISG15 ligase TRIM25-like
Exons: 6
Coding region: 52-1815 (587 amino acids)
Molecular function (GO): protein binding; zinc ion binding
Source: RefSeq, a predicted model, not a curated record
UUGAGAAAUGAUCAUCUUGAAUACUCUGCUGCUCAGUCUGUGUGCACCACAAUGUCAGCAGCCAUGGACUCAAUCAGUUGUUCAAUAUGUCUGGAUCUACUGAAGGAUCCGGUGACUAUUCCCUGUGGACACAGCUACUGUAUGGGCUGUAUUAAAGAUUGCUGGAAUCAGGAUGAUCUGAAGGGUGUCUAUAGCUGCCCUCAGUGCAGACAGACCUUCACCCCAAGGCCUGCUCUGAAGAAAAGCACCAUGCUAGCAGAAUUGGUGGAGACUCUGAAGAAGACAGGACUCCAAGCUGGUACCCCUGCUCACCAUUAUUCUGGACCUGGAGAUGUUGCGUGUGAUGUCUGCACUGGGAGAAAACUCAAAGCGGUCAAGUCCUGUCUGGUGUGUCUGGCCUCUUACUGUGAGACUCACCUCCAGCCUCACUAUGAAUCUCCUACCUUUAAGAAGCACAAGCUGGUCAAAGCCUCCACACAACUAGAGGAGAAGAUCUGUUCUCAUCAUGACAAACUGGUGGAGAUUUACUGCCAUACUGAUCAGCAGUUUAUCUGUUAUCUGUGUACAAUGGAUAAACAUAAAGGCCAUGAUACAGUCUCAGCUGAAUCAGAAAGGACUGAGAGACAGAGUCAACUGGGAGAGAAACAGAAGGAAACCAAACAGAGAAUCCAGAAGAGACAGAAAGAGAUACAGGAUGUGAGACAGGCUGUGAAGUCACUCAGGCGCUCUGCACAAGCAGCAGUGGGAGACAGUGAGAGGAUUUUUACCGAGCUGAUCCACUCCAUUGAGAGAAAGUGCUCUGAGGUGAAAGAGCUGAUCAGAGCCCAGGAGAAGGUUGAAGUGAGUCAAGCAAAAGGACUUCUGAAGCAACUGGACCAGGAGAUGGCUGAGCUGAGGAGGAGAGAGGACGAGUUGGAGCAGCUCGCACACACAGAAGACAACAUUCAAUUCCUCCAGAGUUUCCAGUCUCUCUGUGUCCCUCCUCAAUCUGAACACUUACUCAGCAUCACUGUCAACCAACACGUCUUCUUUGAGGAUGUAAGGAAAUCAGUCACUGAGCUAAAAAGCCAAUUAGGAAAAAUCUGCUUUGGGGAAAUUGCCAAGAUCUCUGUAAAAGUGACAAAAGUCCACAUUGUUCCACCUUCUGAGCCCCGUUGUCUUCCGUCAUUUGGCACAACUCAGUCUGGACUGUCAGUUGGUGGAUUAGCAUCACAUGGGAAUGACACCACCUGUCAGAAGACAAGGCCUGAACCCAAGACCAGAGAGGAGUUCUUAGAAUAUUCCUGUCAGCUCACAUUGGAUCCCAACACGGCAUUUAACUGUCUGUGUCUGUCUGAGGGGAACAGAAAGGUGACACGGCGUUAUAAGGACCAGCUUUAUCCUGCCCAUCCAGACAGAUUUACCACCUACCCCCAGGUGUUGUGUGGAGAGGGUCUGUCUGGAGCCUGCUACUGGGAGGUGGAGUGGAGCGGGGACUGGGUUGAUAUAGCUGUCUCAUAUAAAGGGAUAAGCAGGAGUGGACCUGACGAGGGUUUAUUUAGAAGCAGUAAACAGGCCUGGUGUUUGGAGUGUGAUGCUUCUGGUUGCUCUUUCUAUCACAAUAAUAAACCGAUUGUCAUACCUAUCUCCUGCUCCACCAGAGUAGGAGUGUACCUGGACCACAGUGCAGGAACUCUGUCUUUCUACAGUGUCUCUGACACAAUGACACUCCUCUGCAGAGUCCAAACCACUUUCACUCAGCCCCUCUAUCCUGGGUUCACUGUCUCUAGAACUGUGAAUAUACUGAAACCAAACAAGAUUAUUAUAGCAAACUAAAACGAAUCUUGAAAAAACUAUUUAGUAAACCGAAAUAAAAUAACAAACUAAAUUGUAAAAAUACAUAAAUAAAUAAACAAACAUAACCUAACUAGGCAAGUCAGUUAAGAACU